AUGUACUUCCUGGGGCUGCUGCUGUUAAUGCUCUUUCCACCCCUGUCUCUCCAAAGGUCAAAUUCCUCAGAGACCAAGGUUCCCAUGGGGAGAAUGAUCCUUUCUUCCCUGGAGAAAGCCACUUCCUAUUUGGAGAAGAGAUACAGGGAAUUUGAUUUGGAUUCAUUGGUUGGGUUUUUGAUGCUAAAAGCACAACUACAAGGUGUCCUGGAAAAAUGGGUCCAUGACUCUGACCUGCAACCCCUAACCCCAAGUGCUGAAGAGAUACUAAAAAGGCUGUCAUUAAUCAUCCCCAGAGCCAAAGCUUUCCUCAAAAUUGUUGACUUCCAGUACUUAAAAGAAUUCCAAGAGACUCUACAGACAGACUUUUGGAAGCUCCCUCUUUCAUGGAGUCACACAAAUCCCUCUAUGAUCUAUUCCAAGUUUGACAACUCAAGUCAUUUUUCAGUUAAAUCAAGUGAUUCAUGCAUAACACUAUUACUAGGAACCAGGGAGAAGAAUAGACAGACCUGCCAAGUCACAGACUUCUGCAAGGGAAUUAUGACUACACCUGGACAAAGUGGUAAAGAACUGGUAAAACAGCUCUUUUACUUCCUGAUAGCCAAAAUGAAAAAAUGCUCAAGUGGCCUGUUCCUCCAAUCAAAAUACUACAUGGACAUCUUUUGUGCUAACAUGAUGGAACUGAACUUGAAAAGAGAAAAAAAUGGAUUCUCAUUCCAAAAUAAAAGUCUCUUCAUGACAUAUAUCAUGCUCUGUGGAUUUUCUGGAUACUCAGAUUUCUACAAGAUCCGUUGGAUUAAAAUUAUUCUCAACUGGCAGAAUUCUAUGGAAGGAUGCUAUUGGAAGAUAUUUGUCAUUGGAAACAAGCCAUUAAUGAGAGACGAUCACCUUGAAGGUGCAUGUUCUUCUCUGAAUACAGCAGCAGCAGUUGUUUCCUUGGGUGGCUUUCUUUAUUACUUUACAGAUUCUUUGCCAAACAUCAAUAAGCACCAUUAAAUGCCUUACAACAACGAACCAGCAACUGAAAUGUAUGACUCUCUACCUGAUAAUGCUUUUUGUAUUGUGUUCCCUUGGGUCCUGAGUUUGCAUAUGGUUAUAAAGAAAGAGGUCA
Messenger RNA from Dromiciops gliroides (monito del monte), 1111 nucleotides. RefSeq names its product UPF0764 protein C16orf89 homolog. The transcript has 8 exons. NCBI's taxonomy places the organism in Eukaryota, Metazoa, Chordata, Mammalia, Microbiotheria, Microbiotheriidae. Bases 1 to 996 code for a protein of 331 amino acids. The record is from RefSeq and is a predicted model, not a curated record. Gene Ontology annotation, cellular component: cytosol; membrane.